Messenger RNA from Lemur catta (Ring-tailed lemur), 644 nucleotides. RefSeq names its product histidine triad nucleotide binding protein 1 (gene HINT1). Lineage: Eukaryota; Metazoa; Chordata; Mammalia; Primates; Lemuridae. The transcript has 3 exons. Gene Ontology annotation, molecular function: hydrolase activity. Gene Ontology annotation, cellular component: cytoplasm; nucleus. The coding region runs from base 101 to 481 and encodes 126 amino acids. Gene Ontology annotation, biological process: purine ribonucleotide catabolic process. The record is from RefSeq and is a predicted model, not a curated record.
CCGCUCGCCAGUGCGCACGCGCAGGACCGGCCUGGCCGCGCGCUCCCGCCCUCCGCGCGCCCUUCUCGUGCCCUGGCCGCCGCGCGGGAGGGAGGCCGGGAUGGCAGAUGAGAUCGCCAAGGCUCAGGUCGCUCGGCCUGGCGGCGACACGAUCUUCGGGAAGAUCAUCCGCAAGGAAAUCCCGGCCAAAAUCAUUUUUGAGGAUGACCGGUGUCUUGCUUUCCAUGACAUUUCCCCUCAAGCACCAACACAUUUUCUGGUGAUACCCAAGAAAUUCAUAUCCCAGAUUUCUGCAGCAGAAGAUGAUGAUGAAAGUCUUCUUGGACAUUUAAUGAUUGUUGGCAAGAAAUGUGCUGCUGAUCUGGGCCUGAAGAAGGGUUAUCGAAUGGUAGUGAAUGAAGGUUCAGAUGGGGGACAGUCUGUCUAUCACGUUCAUCUGCAUGUUCUUGGAGGUCGGCAGAUGAAUUGGCCUCCUGGUUAAGCAUGUUUUAGGGAUAAUUUUCCGUUUUCCAGGCAGUGAUCAAGUUUGCAAGUUCCUGUAUGUUAAAUGACACAUUUUUGCCUGUGUAUGGAGAGAUUGAGGAAGUAAUUUUAAAAACCCAUGCAUAAUAAAAGAUUUUGUUGCAUGGUUUAGUCUCUCUGAA